AUGGUUGGCGUGAACUACGUUGCGGGUACUCUAAAUCGGGCCAAGAAGAAAGCUCCACCUUAUGCGUCCGGCUCAGGUACCUCCAAGCCCGACGCGCCACGUCCUCGCGGCCGACCCCUCUUCUCUCGCCCUCCACCUAUUGCCGUCCCUCGUCAAGACCGCCGUUAUAUCGAUACAGCAAACUAUCAUCCCUCCCCCGCCUCCUCCAGUCCCAACGACGCGCCUCGAUCCGAACGCAAUAUCGACGCCUACGCUGCCCCUAACGCUCCACUCGAGCUCCUCCGCGCACAACGCCCCACCGCCGGCCGAUCAGGGAUCGACGGGAUCACCUUCCCGUGGGCCAUCGAAGCGAGAGAGGUGUAUCUGGAAGAACGGCGGGUAGAGGAGUAUCGUCGCCAGGUGAAUGCUGCGCAACGGCUAGACGAAGACGACGAUGAGGAGGAAGAGGAGGACGAGCAGAGGGAGGUGAGGCGGAUGGAGAUGAGAGUGCUCAGAGCGAAGAUGGCGAAGGAGCAAGAGAUACAGAGGGGGAAGAGGCGCUGGUGGGAGGUCAGUAGGGAUAGUGGCGGGAAUGAAAGCGGAAACGUGCGUCAACGGGAAGGGCGCACGCGGGAUGCCUGCUCGGCGGCGAGGCGCAGACAGGGUCUGGACGAUGAAGACGAGUCAAGCAGUGGAAGCGCUCGUCAUAGACGGAGGGCGGAGCGGCUACCAGAGCCUGGCAGAGCGGAGACCGUAGCGGAUUUUGAGCGCGAACGACGCAUCUUCGUCGACAUGCUACACAACCACGAUCUGCUCCAUCUCCGCGACCUCCGCCGACCCAUACCACCAGAGGGUAACGCAACACCGUCUGGCAAUUCCAACUCCCCCAACUCCCCCAACCGCUGA
Messenger RNA from Dioszegia hungarica, 885 nucleotides. RefSeq lists its product as uncharacterized. The record is from RefSeq and is a predicted model, not a curated record. The transcript is spliced from 3 exons. NCBI's taxonomy places the organism in Eukaryota, Fungi, Basidiomycota, Tremellomycetes, Tremellales, Bulleribasidiaceae. Bases 1 to 885 code for a protein of 294 amino acids.